Messenger RNA from Microplitis mediator, 450 nucleotides. RefSeq lists its product as uncharacterized. The record is from RefSeq and is a predicted model, not a curated record. NCBI's taxonomy places the organism in Eukaryota, Metazoa, Arthropoda, Insecta, Hymenoptera, Braconidae. The transcript is spliced from 2 exons. The coding region runs from base 1 to 450 and encodes 149 amino acids.
AUGAACGAAGAAUAUCUGAUGAAAGAACAGGAUAAAAGUUCCAGCGAUCAGGGGGAUGAAAAUUCGUCUGUGGCGAUCAAUCGACAACAAAUGCGGGAAGAUUUGAGGAACUCAUUCGAACGUUUCAACAGAGCUCUUGAACAACGAAACGUUAACAUUUCAGAUAAAGAAGCGGAUUGCUCUGUUCGUCCAGACGACUACUACAAUCCACUGCCAGUAGUCAGCCCUCAGGUGGCCAAAGAAGUCAGAGAAUAUCUUGAAAAAGGUUACCUUCCGCGUGAACACGAUGAAAACGAAGACUCGGACGAAUCCGAAGAAAUGGAAGAAGAAGAAGAAGAAGAAGAAGAAUUUCUUCGAGAUAACGAAAAUACUGAAGAAGAUGACGACUCUAGCGAAGCCAGCUGCUCUGAACCAGCCCGGGAAAAAAUGCCACCCCCAACUACCCCUUAA